Cladophialophora immunda is the source of this 2157-nucleotide messenger RNA. RefSeq lists its product as uncharacterized. The transcript has 2 exons. Gene Ontology annotation, molecular function: L-lactate dehydrogenase (cytochrome) activity; heme binding. Gene Ontology annotation, biological process: lactate metabolic process. The record is from RefSeq and is a predicted model, not a curated record. NCBI's taxonomy places the organism in Eukaryota, Fungi, Ascomycota, Eurotiomycetes, Chaetothyriales, Herpotrichiellaceae. Bases 261 to 1784 code for a protein of 507 amino acids.
CCAGAGCUCUGUUGAUAGCAUUCCUCACCAAUCGCCGGCAAGAUGGCUGAUCAUUACACCUUCCCCAGGAAAUUUGUCCGUGGACAGUCUCUUCAAUUCCAAAGCUUUGCUCCAGCAUUUAUACUCCUCUUCGGCCUCCUUGUCGUGGUUGCGUUUGCCAUAGUCUUCUUCUGUCCAUCUGCACCUCGUCCUCUGGAAUCCCCUCCCUCUGACCCCGACCCCGAGAGACAGUCUUUGCUCUCCGAUCAACCCCGUUCAAGAUGAAUCAUGACGAAGGCGAAAGACCCGACGUGGGCACCCUCACUGGAGAAGAAGUGGCCAAACACAACUCCAAGGAGUCAUGUUGGGUUAUUGUCCAUGGAAAAGCCUAUGAUGUGACAGAGUUUCUACCAGAGCACCCUGGCGGUUCCAAGAUCAUCCUCAAGUACGCUGGCAAAGAUGCUACUGAGGAAUUCGACCCCAUCCAUCCCCCCGAUACGUUGGACAAGUAUCUGCCUCGCGAGAAACACUUGGGUCCCGUGAACAUGGAAACUGUCCAACAGGAAGAAAAGGAAGAAAGUCCCGAGGAGAAGGCAAGACAAGAGCGGAUCAAGAACAUGCCGCCUCUUGACGCAUGCUACAAUCUCAUGGAUUUUGAGAGUGUCGCAAGACAGGUGAUGAAGAGGCCGGCCUGGGCAUACUACAGCUCUGGUGCGGACGACGAGAUCACUAUGAGAGAAAACCACUCCGCCUUCCAUAAGAUCUGGUUCAGACCGAGGGUACUGAUUGACGUGGAGGAGGUGGACAUCAGCACUACCAUGCUCGGGACAAAAUGCGACAUUCCCUUCUACGUCACCGCCACUGCGCUGGGGAAGUUGGGUAAUCCCGAGGGAGAGGUUGUCCUCACAAGAGGAGCAAAGAAGCACAACGUGAUCCAAAUGAUUCCAACCUUGGCUUCUUGCAGUUUCGACGAAAUCUGCGAUGCUCGGGAAGGUGACCAAUGUCAAUGGCUUCAGCUGUACGUCAACAAAGACCGAGAGAUCACCAAGAAAAUAGUUCAACACGCAGAAGCACGAGGCUGUAAAGGCCUCUUCAUCACGGUCGAUGCUCCCCAAUUGGGCAGACGAGAGAAGGAUAUGCGCAGCAAGUUUGACGACACCGGCUCCAACGUCCAAAAAAAGAGCGGGGAGAACGUUGAUCGAUCACAAGGUGCCGCCCGAGCCAUCUCGAGCUUCAUCGACCCUAGCCUGAGCUGGAAAGACAUUCCCUGGUUCUUGAGCAUCACCAAGAUGCCCAUCAUUCUCAAAGGUGUCCAGCGGGUAGAGGAUGUCCUCAAGGCCAUUGAGGCGGGCGUCCACGGUGUUGUCCUUUCCAAUCACGGAGGUCGCCAGCUUGACUUCGCCCGCUCUGGCGUCGAAGUCCUCGCUGAGGUCAUGCCCGUUCUGCGUGAGAGGGGCUUGCAGGAUAAGCUCGAGAUCUUCAUUGAUGGAGGUGUCCGCCGAGCAACCGACAUUAUCAAAGCUUUGUGUCUGGGUGCCAAAGGUGUAGGCAUCGGCCGACCAUUCCUCUUCGCGAUGUCGGCUUAUGGACUGCCCGGUGUGGAUCGUGCCAUGCAGCUGCUGAAAGACGAGAUGGUUAUGAACAUGAGGCUUAUUGGUGCUUCCAAGGUGGAGGACCUCACGCCCGAUAUGGUCGACACCUCUGGUUUGCGGUACCAUACGUCGACCGUCCCCCAGGAUACUCUCGGAAUCCGAGCCUACGACCCUCUGAUUACACCUCACGAGAUGCUCAAGGCGAGACUGUGAUUUCUAGAGCACGCAGCGAGAUCUAUGCUUGAGGUCGCCGAGCAGCAUUUGUAUAUGUUUUUGGGUUACACGAUACACGGGCGGCCAGGGCCAUGAAUGUACUUGAGAACAAAACUUGGAGCAUAAAGGAGACUUCCUCCUAACGUAGACUGAUUACCACCGAAGAAACCCUUCCCGGCAUGUAACCAUCCACACUGUUAGCUGUAUGGGUGAGCGGGUGAUCCGCUGGAGCCGAAGCUCUUCUCCCUAUAAAACACAGAAUGGUCCAGGGAGGUUGUCCUUCGGUGGAGGGCUGUUGUUUCAACAAAUACGCAAUCUGCUGCGUUCGGCAAUGAUAAUAUUACGCUCAGACCUCAUUGAGCUCAUUACCUUA